Protomyces lactucae-debilis is the source of this 2202-nucleotide messenger RNA. RefSeq names its product fork head domain-containing protein. Gene Ontology annotation, molecular function: protein binding; RNA polymerase II cis-regulatory region sequence-specific DNA binding; DNA-binding transcription factor activity, RNA polymerase II-specific. NCBI's taxonomy places the organism in Eukaryota, Fungi, Ascomycota, Taphrinomycetes, Taphrinales, Protomycetaceae. The record is from RefSeq and is a predicted model, not a curated record. The coding region runs from base 1 to 2202 and encodes 733 amino acids. The transcript is spliced from 4 exons. Gene Ontology annotation, biological process: regulation of transcription by RNA polymerase II.
AUGGCGCAAGGACAGAGAGUGCGACGUGCACAACGAUAUAGGUUGCCAUGGCGGGACUGUGCUUGUCAGGAGACCUGCAACGAUACCACCGGAGAUGGGCAUAGCACAAACGCUGAGCAUGCCCAGAACCCAAGAAGGCCGCGUUUGGGUGGUUGCAUGAUACGCGAGAGAGAGCCUGAGUGCGUGCAGUACAAAGAUGAGCUUGACGGGAAGUCCCGGGAUGCCUAUGGCAGCAACAGUGUUCACGAGCGUGGCGACUGGCUGCAAUGCGUGAGAACUGAACUGCUCAAGGAUCCCCUGCUUCACGAGCUGGGCCCACAGAGGAGAAGGGAAGAGCGAGAAGCAGCAGCAGCAGAGAUGAGGAGUACACGCACCCUCUCACAGGUACUCGGCCCAUCGUCCCCGCCGCCAGCCACAGCGCCAAAUGCAAAUACCGGCAACAAGCGCAAGGCAUCGGCCAUGCUCCAAGCAAGCUACAAGCUCACCACGGACCAAGUCAACACUGUCAUUCACAGCCUCGCCCUACCUGACCGCGAAGUAGCAGCGGCGACUGAACACAGCAACGACGCGGCCAGUGCAACGCAUUUCGGUGGAGUACAAGCGUAUGCUAAAUUAGCGGGCCGCGACUGGACGUACUACGUCAAGGCGCUCGAGGUGAGUAUCGGCAGAGCGAGUGAGAUUGGUGAUGCUACACCCUCGCAAGUGGAUUUGGAUCUGGGGCCUGCAAAGGUGAUUAGCAGGUUGCACGCCAAAAUCGAGUACGACUUGCAGGAACGGUUCUGGAAGUGUUCGAUUGUCGGCCGCAACGGUUUGAAGGUCGAUGGCAAGGUCUACAGAGACCGCAAAACGGCACGUCUCUCCUCUGGCCAAAUCUUGGAGUUGGGCGGUGUGCAGAUGAUGUUUGUCCUACCAGACUCUCCGCCGGAGGAGGAGGUCAAUACGCGUGUCUCGUUGCCGCAUAUGUUGCCGUAUACGCCUGCGCCGACGACUCCGGGCCCAUCGACAGGCGAAGUGGAUUACGCUGCGGAUAAUGCCAGAGAGAUGAAGCCACCCUUCUCCUAUGCGACGCUCAUAUCGCAGGCCAUCUUGUCGAACGCGGAUCGUACACUGACCCUGGCGCAAAUCUACAGCUGGAUCUCGUCACACUACAGCUGGUAUCGGUUCGCAAAAAGCGGUUGGCAGAACUCCAUCAGGCACAAUUUGAGUCUGAACAAAGCCUUUGUCAAGGUUCCACGCAGGGCCGAAGAGCCAGGCAAGGGCAUGAAGUGGACGAUCCAAGAGGAGUUUGUCGACGAGUUUGUCAACAAGUCAAGACGACCGGCUACGCAAAAUGGGUCUCGUGCGAGUAGUGUCAAGCGUCGGCGGAAGGAGGAGCCUGCUGCUUCACUGACUCCUCCUCCACAGCAGCAUCAGCAGCAGCAGCUACCCAUACCACUGCCGUUGCCGCAGCAUCAUCAUCAUCAUCAACAGCAGCAUAUGCAACAACAAGAGCCUCAAUCUCAGCAACAGCAUCCGCAACAAGACAUGCACUUACACCAUGCCAUCGCUGUUCCGAUUCCACAGCAUAUUCCACUGCAGGAAGCGCUGCCACGGUCCUCGCACGCCGCAUCACACAGUAUGCCUGUAUCGCGUGCCUCUGUCACGCCGCCUCUCCCAGGCCAUGCACCUGGUCCGGAGCGAGAUCGGAUCGCUCCGCUCAUGGCAACUCCGCCGUCUCUACCACCGUCUGCCAAACAGCAGCAGCCACUCUCGUCGCCUGCUCCGUUUUGGAAGUACAUGGUGAGUAACAUGACAACGCCGACGGGUACUUCGCAUGGAUUACUCUCACACAGCCCAACACAGCACCUCAGUCCUGGAUUAGCAUUGCAAGCGGCUAUGGAUAUUGAUAGUGAGACGGGACCAGUUGUUCCUGUGGUAGGGAGUCAGGGUACACCGUUACGAACAACAAUGAGUUCAGAGCGACAAAAUCUAUCACGGGGUGAAACCAUGCCGUCGCCUUCACGGAUGCAUAGGAAAAUUGAACAAACGGAUGGAGAUGCAGCAUUACCUGUGCUGCCGGCGGCGAAUGCGAGUAAUGGGGCAACGACAACGGGUAUGGAGCAGUUGUUUGACCUUGAAGGCGUCGACCUCCGUAAAGGCUUCCCCGAGAUUUCACGAUGGAGCGAGACGAGAGAAGGUGAAGCGGCCCUGUAUUCCUUUUAA